Salvelinus sp. IW2-2015 is the source of this 2816-nucleotide messenger RNA. RefSeq names its product frizzled-9. The record is from RefSeq and is a predicted model, not a curated record. Gene Ontology annotation, cellular component: plasma membrane. Lineage: Eukaryota; Metazoa; Chordata; Actinopteri; Salmoniformes; Salmonidae. Gene Ontology annotation, molecular function: Wnt-protein binding; Wnt receptor activity. Gene Ontology annotation, biological process: canonical Wnt signaling pathway; non-canonical Wnt signaling pathway.
UUCAGUGUUCUCAAACGAUGGGAUGGAGAGCGGUUGUCCGGGGUAGAGUGAAAUAUAUCUACUGCUGCAAAUAGCUGCACCGAUUCAGCUUUAAACUGUUUUUAUUCCAAACUAAGAAGUCAGGGAUAAGGAGUAAACACUUUAUGUAAUGAACGUUAUUUAAGCUCACCACCGUUAUUUUCUCAUUUCAUUGCGAACUUCAUUUUCUAGAUUGAACUUUGCCUUCCUCGAAUUGGCUCUGAGGCUGCCUUCUAAGAACAUUUAAACAUCUAAUUCUGGGGAAGCUUUAUUUUUUUUUUUAAAUAUCAUAGACUAAUGUUUACCUACUGGAAUUAUUUUUGUUAUAUUUUACCUGCAUUUGCGUUGUGUAACAGCAUGGAAUCCAUUUGUAACAACGGAUUUUUAACGCUACUUUUUGGGGCUGUGCUUACAAUGGUCAAAUAAUAUGGAAAUAUCCUCUUGAAUUUACAUUUUUGGUUUGAACAAAUACAAUUAUUUGUUAGACUAAUCAUAUGACUGAAAAUAAGCAUGGAGGGGUCUCCUUUGAAGAUACUGAUUUCUCUCUGGUGUCAGUUGGUGGUUGCUGCCUACAGUGUGGAGCUAGGAACAUACGACCUAGAACGAGGCAGACCAGCCAAAUGCGAACCCAUAGUAAUUCCCAUGUGCCAGGGCAUUGGCUACAACAUGACCAGAAUGCCCAAUUUUAUGGACCAUGAAAACCAAAAGGAGGCUGCCAUCAAGCUGAAUGAGUUUGCACCUCUAGUGGAUUACGGCUGUGAUGUGCACCUUCGUUUCUUCCUCUGCUCUCUCUACGCCCCAAUGUGCACUGAUAAAGUGUCUACCUCCAUCCCAGCCUGCAGGCCCAUGUGUGAGCAGGCCAGGCAGAAGUGCUCACCCAUUAUGGAGAAGUUCCACUACGCAUGGCCUGACUCUCUGGAUUGCUCCAGGCUCCCGACUAAGAAUGACCCCAACGCGCUGUGCAUGGAGGCUCCAGAGAAUGACACCAAGACGGAUAUCAAGAAGGGAGAGGACAUGCCUUUUGUUCCCCCUCGGCCCAGGCAACCGGGUAGCAGUAAUGGGCGCUCCAUGGGCAGUCUUGGUUCCUGCGAGAACCCAGAGAAGUUCCAUUACGUGGAGAAGAGCCAGUCGUGUGCUCCCCGCUGCUCCUCUGCAGUGGACGUGUUCUGGUCCAGACGGGACAAGGACUUUGCCUUCAUCUGGAUGACGGUGUGGUCAACACUCUGUUUUGUCUCCACGGCCUUCACCGUUCUCACCUUCCUCCUGGACCCCCACCGCUUCCAGUACCCUGAACGGCCCAUCAUCUUCCUCUCCAUGUGCUACAACGUCUACUCUGUGGCCUUCAUCAUCCGCUCGGUGGCCGGGGCCGAGAACAUCGCCUGCGACCGGGAGAAUGGCGAGCUCUACAUCAUCCAGGAGGGGCUAGAGUCCACAGGCUGCACCAUCGUCUUCCUCAUCCUCUACUACUUCGGUAUGGCCUCGUCCAUCUGGUGGGUCAUCCUCACCCUCACCUGGUUCCUGGCCGCUGGUAAGAAGUGGGGCCACGAGGCCAUUGAGUCCCACAGCAACUACUUCCACAUGGCCGCCUGGGGCAUCCCAGCUCUGAAGACCAUCGUCAUCCUCACCAUGAGGAAGGUGGCAGGGGAUGAGCUGACGGGUCUGUGCUACGUGGGCAGCAUGGACUCUGGCGCGCUCACCGGCUUUGUGCUCAUCCCUCUCUCCUGCUACCUGGUCAUUGGCACGUCCUUCGUCCUCACCGGCUUUGUGGCGCUAUUCCACAUCCGCAAGGUGAUGAAAACCGAAGGCACCAACACGGAGAAGCUGGAGAAGCUGAUGGUGAAAAUCGGCAUCUACUCCAUCCUGUACACGGUGCCCGCCACCUGCGUCAUYAUYUGCUACWUCUACGAGAGGCUYAACAUGGACUACUGGAAGUUCAKRGGKCURGAGGKCAAGUGCGUGUCGUUCCCCGGGCGCCGGAACGAGGACUGCUCCYUGGAKGCGUCGGUGCCCACYGUGGUGGUGUUCAUGCUGAAGAUCUUCAUGUCUYUGGUGGUGGGCAUCACCAGUGGUGUGUGGGUGUGGAGCUCCAAGACCCUGCAGACCUGGCAGGGCCUGUGCAGCAGGAAGCUGGCAUCAGACAGGACUAGCAGGAAGCCCUGUGGCAGCGUGAGCUGCAGCAGUACACACUGUCAUUACAAAGCCCCUGCCGUGGUGCUCAACAUGGCCAAGACAGACCCUUACUCAGACAGYCCCACACAUGUCUGACGCUGACAGUCAGUAUAUUACCAGUAUGCAGUUCAUUCAAUGCUCUGUCUAAACGCAAGGAGCUACUGGGGUGACAUUGUAAUAUAUAGAAUGAGAUUGAGAGGAAGGAGAGAAGUUAUAAUUCAGCUGUCCAUUGUUUCUUUUCUGUGCAACUUUCCUUAUUUCAGUAUUGAUGGGAAAUGUCCAGCAUUGCUCUCUAUAAACACACAAGAUGUGUGGACUGUACUGCAUAGAGAUGCUCAACUGUAAUGCAGAAAAGGACUUGCAUGGACAUUUUAAAGGAGAGGCAUUGUUCUCCCCUGAACUGGGUAUAAAUAACUACAUAAAUAUGUUUAAAUGUUAAACAGUCUAUUUAUUGUAUAUAUAUUUAAUUGAAGUUUACUUUGGUUUCUCACAAGUUUUGAUUGGAGUGAACAUGCAUCCAUUAGGCUAAAGAGUAAACUACUGAGCAUCAAGGACAAUACAGUGCCUCUUAUUAAGUUCUUAAGAAUAAUAAAAUCGGGUAUACAUUUUCAAACUGCCUUUUAAUUGUA